UCUACUUCCCUCACUCUGACAACUUACUUCUGGUUUUCAGUACUUCAUAAGAGUGCUGUUUCCAUUGCUUGUCAGUCACUGACUGAGUCAGUCAGUCAUUCUCCUCAGUCUAAGACUCUUUUCUUCCCUCCAAGCGCAGUACAUGCCUCCGAAGGUUUCCCUCCUAUUUUCAGCUUCCAUCCUCGCUCGCUCCCUACACCAGCGGCUUGUCCGCUCCAUAAAAUGGCGGAGUCCACCGUCCCCGAGCCCACGGGCCGCUCCUCUGUCCCCGAGCACAGUCUGACCGACAAGACGAAACAUGCGGACCUGGAGAGCCAGAAAUUACAGCCCGGGUCGAGCUCGGACUCUGAAGGGGAAGUGGGCAGACAAAUUCAGAUGGAGGCAGAGAACUCGAUCAAGUAUCGCACAUGUAGUUGGCAAAAGACGGCGGCGCUGCUCUUCUCCGAGUACAUCUGUCUGGCUAUCAUGUCGUUUCCCUGGUCCUACUCCGUUCUGGGGUUAGUACCUGGGUUGAUCCUGACAGUGUUUAUUGCCAUGACUGUGCUGUAUACUUCAUUGAUCAUCUGGCGUUUCUGUUUGCGACAUCCUCACGUACGCGAUGUGUGCGACAUUGGACAGAUGAUUUUCUGGGAUUCGAAGGUGGUCUGGUACUUGACGGCUGUCAUGUUCCUGCUGAACAACACCUUCAUUCAGGGCCUCCAUUGUCUCGUUGGCGCAGAAUAUCUCAAUACGAUCACUGGACAUGGAGCCUGUACAAUCGUCUUCUCCGUUGUGACAGCGGUCAUCUCAUUCGUUUGUUCCCUCCCGCGGACCUUCGACGCGCUCUCCAAGGUGGCCACCCUCUCCGCGUUCACCACUUUUAUCUCCGUCAUGCUCGCCCUUAUCUUCUCCGCCAUCGAAGACCACCCGGCUGGCUACACUCCGGCCAAGGGCGACCCCAUCGUGACCGCUGUACCUGUGGCCGGUACAACCUUCGUCUCGGGCGUCAGCGCAUUCCUCAACAUCAGCUACACCUUCAUCGGCCAGAUCACGCUUCCGAGCUUCAUCGCUGAGAUGCGCGAGCCCAAGGACUUCUGGAAGUCCGUCACCGCCGUCACCAUCGCCGAGAUCAUCGUUUUCUCCCUCGUCGGCGCCAUCGUGUACGCCUACACCGGUAACCAAUACAUCACCUCGCCCGCGUUCGGCUCCCUCGGCAACGAGACUUACAAGAAGGUCUCCUUCUCCUUCAUGAUCCCCACACUCGUGUUUCUGGGCGUCUUGUACGCCUCCGUCUCCGCCCGCUUCCUCUUCUUCCGCCUCUUCGACGGCACCCGCCACAAGGGCAACCACACCGUCGUCGGCUGGGCCGCCUGGGCCGGGAUUCUGUGUUGUCUGUGGAUCGCCGCCUUCAUUAUCGCAGAGGUCAUCCCCUUCUUCUCCGAUCUGGAGUCCAUCAUGAGCGCCCUGUUCGAUUCGUUCUUCGGGUUCAUCUUCUGGGGUACGGCGUACCUGCGCAUGCGCCGCGAGGAAUACGGGCCGGGAUUCUAUAUGAAUCGUGGGUGGAAGGGCUGGUUGGGUUUUAUUGUGAACGUCGGGUUAAUUCUCGCGGGGUUGUUCUUCUUGGGACCGGGUACUUAUGUAGGUUCAUAUCCUCCUGCCUCCCCCUCUUUUUUUCUCGUCCCUCCUUUGCCCCGUCCUUGGAAGCGCGCAGUUCAUCACCCAUCACGCCUAUUCUCCGCAGAAGAAAAACUAACACUCGAACAGGCCUCCAUCGAAAGUGUGAUCAUCAGCUACCGAGAAGGAACAGUCGGGAGUCCAUUCUCAUGUGCGGACACAGGCUUGUAAAAAUAUAGCAGAAAGCGGAUGCAAAGAUGCAGAGAUGCCGAAAUGCUGAAGCCAACCCAACAUGAACCUUUUUUUUGUGAAGCUACUUCCACCCUUGAGUGGGUUACGACCUGAUUCACCAGCCGCCCGCCCCCCCUCCCCCA
Aspergillus aculeatinus CBS 121060 is the source of this 1967-nucleotide messenger RNA. RefSeq names its product putative neutral amino acid permease. Bases 223 to 1824 code for a protein of 533 amino acids. Gene Ontology annotation, molecular function: amino acid transmembrane transporter activity. The record is from RefSeq and is a predicted model, not a curated record. NCBI's taxonomy places the organism in Eukaryota, Fungi, Ascomycota, Eurotiomycetes, Eurotiales, Aspergillaceae. The transcript has 5 exons. Gene Ontology annotation, cellular component: vacuolar membrane. Gene Ontology annotation, biological process: amino acid transmembrane transport.